CCUUGUGUCCUCUGCUAUCGCGAAGUUGCCAAUUCCAGCCGGGUUUCUCUUCCGCACAUCACUUCCACAAAUUCUCUUCUCGCUCUUUAAAGGUUCUGAUUUUGAUAAUCGACGUUGCGAUCUGGUCAUCGCUCACCCACAAUCGUUACUUUUACAACCAACUAUCGUAUACCUUGUUUAAUUCGGAAGCCCGCGACACGAGAUUAAUAAACCCACAGAACCCACACCCCGUACCUUCGCUCGGACGGACAGACGAACCCGCUGAACAAAAGGGCUAACCUAGCUGGUCUGUCUAUCUUAACCAUCGUCAAUCUACCACUUUUGCGAUCCUGUACAUACCAUACAUACUAUACAUACCAUAUAUACCUACAUACAUACACACCUAGAUCGACAAUAAACCGCUCCCCCCCAAACAAUCAUCCAAGAUGAAGACCGCAUUCGCCACAACGCUCCUCGCCGCGCUCUGCGCAACCCUCGUCAGUGCCGGCGUAGUCAUCACCCCUAUCUUCCAGAACCAGGUCGUGCCUCAGGCGAGCAACGACUGCUUCUUCGGCCGCACGACUCCUUUCGGCUGCGGCCCCCUCCGCUCGUAACGAGUCUUGAACGAGAGGCCCGUUGGAAUAGAUCUGGCUCCGAGGAGCGAACGAGGGAAGCGCCGGCGUUGGGUAAAUAGAUAGAUCUGGAAGUUCGAAAGAGAUUACUUCGGUCGCUUGGAUACAGUCAAAUUAACGGUUACAUGGAGAAGGUGGCGAGGGAAUACUUGUGGUUGUGAAAUUCAGUAAUGAAUGAAUGUGUGGCAUUGUGUUCAAGCUCAAGUUUGGGGUUGUUUAUUGAUUUUCGUCGUUAAACCCGGGAAAUACAAAAUUUACUUCGCAAUUUGUAAAUGGUUCUGAUCUACAUCCAUGGCAAAUGUCUAGACGGUGCUUCUAGUCAAAGAAUGCUAGGAUAUAUAGAAACACUUCGCAUGGCCCUUUAACACAAACACAUCUUGCCGUCCAUAUGUACGUACGUACAUAAUGCGACAAGUCUUCAGCAAACAGGUGUUGCUAGGUAAUAUAAUAAAUAAUUGCGAAUAUAAAAUU
Molecule: messenger RNA, 1082 nt
Organism: Daldinia decipiens
Lineage: Eukaryota; Fungi; Ascomycota; Sordariomycetes; Xylariales; Hypoxylaceae
Exons: 2
Coding region: 426-593 (55 amino acids)
Source: RefSeq, a predicted model, not a curated record